AUGUCAGUCAAAAAGGAAGGUGCCCACAAGAAGUGGGCUGCCCUGAAGGAGAAACUCGGACCCCAGGAGACCGACCAGUCAGAGGCCAACCUGGAAAAUGCAGAGCCAGAGCUGUGCAUCCGUCUCCUGCAAAUGCCAUCGGUGGUGAACUACUCGGGGCUGAAGAAGCGGCUGGAGAACAGCAACGAUGCCUGGAUGGUCCAGUUCCUGGAGCUGUGUGGGCUGGACCUCCUCCUGGAGGCCCUGGACAGGCUCUCUGGGCGAGGAGUGGCCAGGAUUUCUGAUGCCUUGCUUCAGCUCACCUGCAUUAACUGUGUGCGAGCGGUCAUGAACUCCCACAAAGGCAUCGAAUACAUUGUAAGCAAUGAGGGCUACGUCAGAAAACUCUUCCAAGCACUUGACACAACUAAUGUCAUGGUCAAAAAGCAAGUAUUUGAGCUCCUGGCUGCACUGUGCAUUUACUCAUCAGAUGGCCACGCUUUGGCUUUGGAUGCCCUGGAUCAUUACAAGAGUGUGAAGAACCAGCAGUAUCGAUUCAGCGUCAUAAUGAACGAGCUCUCCAACACAGAUAACGUGCCGUACAUGGUGACACUGCUGAGUGCUAUCAAUGCCAUCAUACUGGGGAAAGAAGAGCUAAGAACAAGGACACAAAUCAGAAAUGAGUUCAUAGGGCUUCAGCUGUUGGAUAUUUUAGACAAACUAAGGUAA
Molecule: messenger RNA, 708 nt
Organism: Gavia stellata (red-throated loon)
Lineage: Eukaryota; Metazoa; Chordata; Aves; Gaviiformes; Gaviidae
Gene: INF2
Product: inverted formin 2
Exons: 4
Coding region: 1-708 (235 amino acids)
Biological process (GO): actin cytoskeleton organization
Molecular function (GO): small GTPase binding; actin binding
Source: RefSeq, a predicted model, not a curated record